AUGCUACGCAAUAAUGUCAAUGGAUACCGUGUAUUCUGUUCUGCACGGAAGAAUAAGAACGUGAGUGCAUCUAUUCCGCUUGGGCUUGGUGUUGCCACCGGUGGUCUAGCUGGUGUCAUCUCAGGCCUAACAGGUGUUGGUGGCGGUAUAAUUCUGAUUCCGGUGAUGGCCAAUCUAACGUCACUGCCUCAACAGGUCAUUAAUGGCACAUCAUUGAGUGCUGUAGCAAUUGCUGCAUCAAUUGGUGCAUGGAAUUAUCUUGAAGCUGGAGCUUGUAAUGUGCCAUUGGCAUUAAUAACUACACUUCCAGCUAUUCUUGGUACAAAAUACGGUGUACGAACUGCCCAUCGACUCAGCAGCAAGAGAUUAUCAGUUGUUGUAGGCUCUGCAAUGCUCUUUUGUUCACCGCUAAUUUUCCUCAAGAAUAGCGCGUAUAUGCCCAAAUGGAGUGAUAAUCAAGACCCAGUGGACCUGCAGUUUUAUGUGCCGCAACAGAAGGAUCUCGUUACAGUGUGUGCAUCUCCAAGUAAAAUGCAUCAGUCAAUUGCAGCUACAUCAGCAACUGUAUCAGCUGAAUACAUGGAACGUGUAAAGACUGACUGGAAACACUUUGCUUUCGUCAAUGCAAAGUACGUGUUUGCUGGGGCAGCAGCAGGGUUUAUUUCGGGACUCUGUGGACUUGGAGGAGGAGUUCUCAUUACGUCAUAUUUGACUGCAGCAAGUGACAUGCCACAAGCCACAAUCAUUGGCACAUCGCUCUUAUCUGUGGUCCCCACCGCUGCAUCGUCAACGGUCUUUAAUCUUCGAGCCAAGUCCGUUCAUUUGCCGACUGCUGUACGCAUUGGUGGCUCACUGGGCAUUGCCGUCUAUGUCACUUCCAAGUACAUUACUCACGACGUCCCUGAAGAUAUUCUGCGCGGUGUGCUAGGCACUACACUUGGUGCCGCCGCCUUCGUCAUGAUGCGUCGUGCCAUUUAG
Messenger RNA from Peronospora belbahrii, 978 nucleotides. NCBI's taxonomy places the organism in Eukaryota, Oomycota, Peronosporomycetes, Peronosporales, Peronosporaceae. The record is from the annotation of a GenBank genome assembly.